This is a messenger RNA of Cryptomeria japonica (Japanese cedar), 2267 nucleotides long. RefSeq names its product aldehyde oxidase GLOX. The transcript has a single exon. The record is from RefSeq and is a predicted model, not a curated record. The coding region runs from base 392 to 2017 and encodes 541 amino acids. NCBI's taxonomy places the organism in Eukaryota, Viridiplantae, Streptophyta, Pinopsida, Cupressales, Cupressaceae.
UCAACGUGGCGGGUCAGGCUAUGAACUCCCUGAUUAACAACUCUCUCUGAACGACGUGGCAGUUUAGAUAUCCUGGACUGCCGUCGUCAGCAAGUUGAAUUAUGCUUCUCCUGCGGGUAUAAAUAAGGAUAAUGGCCUUGGGAGAAGAGCAAAAGAGCAAAAUCAGUCUGUCUGUCUGCCAUUAUCAUUUAGUGACGAGUGCUAUUUAGUUCUUUGAAAACUGUUAGGGGGUUUAACUCUCUUUUGGUCUCUUAGAUUGUUGGUCUCAUGAUGUACUUGAAAACUGUUAGGGACUUUGAAAAUUGUUAACAGUUUCCACUCUUGAUUCUUUAGAUUGCUAGUUUUGUGGAUGUUAUUAGAAUUCCUCCAAUUCAAUUGAUUUCAGUAAGCCAUGGAAAGAAUGAUUGAAUUAAUGUUGUGUACGAUUUUGUUGUGGGGCGUGUGGGGUGGUGGAGCUGUGGAUGUGAAGGCCGGGUCAUGGCAGCUGGUCGUGAGCAAUGGCGGCGUGUCGGCUAUGCAUAUGACCACGACGCAUAAGGACACCGUUGUUAUGUUCGAUCGGACGGACUACGGUGCUUCUCAGUUGCGUCUCGACAGUGGUCGUUGCAGAGAUGAUAACAACGACUUGGCCCUCAAGCACGACUGUUGGGCGCACUCCAUAGAGUACAACAUUGCUUCCAAUGGCGUGCGGCCUCUCAUGGUCAUGACCGAUACGUGGUGCUCCUCUGGGUCGUUUGCAGCCAACGGUGACCUGGUUAGUACCGGCGGCUACAACGACGGCGGCAAGGCGGUUCGUUAUUUUGUGCCGUGCAGUAAUUCUGCAUGCGACUGGGACGAGUCGCAGUCGGCUAAGCUUGCUGAUAAUCGAUGGUAUGCAACGAAUCAGAUUCUGCCUGAUAACAGAAUCAUCGUUGUGGGAGGCAGACGGGCUUUCUCUUAUGAGUUCGUGCCCAAGAAGUCUGGAGAAGGGUACUACAAGCUGCCAUUUUUAACACAGACUAAUGUUAAGGACGUGGAGAACAAUCUGUACCCUUUUCUUCAUCUCUCAUCCGAUGGAAAUUUGUUCGUCUUUGCCAACAAGGACUCCAUAUUGCUUGAUUAUAAAAACAACCGUGUUGUGAAGACGUUUCCCACUUUGUCUGGCGGUGCGAGGAGUUAUCCUUCGUCUGGGUCAUCUGCAAUGCUGCCAUUGGUGGCUUCUGAUGGGUUUAAAAGAGUUGAAAUCCUCGUCUGUGGCGGCGCUCCUGACAAUGGCUUUACUUCUGCCAAUGCUGGGAAUUUUCUCACGGCAAUUCAGAGCUGCGGGAGAAUUGUCAUCACGGAUUCGAACCCUGGUUGGGCGAUGGAAAACAUGCCUGCUCCGAGAGUCAUGGGUGACAUGCUCAUUCUACCCACCGGAGAAAUUCUGAUUAUAAAUGGAGCCCAGAGUGGGACUGCUGGAUGGGAACUGGGAAGAAAUCCUGCCCUCGCUCCUUUCCUCUAUAGGCCCAAUUCAUCGCCCGGGGAUCGAUUCUCAACACUUGCUGCCACUACCAUUCCAAGAAUGUAUCAUUCCAGUGCAAAUGUCUUGCCUGAUGGACGGAUCUUCGUCGGAGGAUCGAAUCCCCAUGUGGGCUACGUUCUCUCAGGAACAACUUAUCCCACAGAGCUUCGCCUUGAAGCUUACAGUCCUUAUUACUUAGACAGAGCCUAUCAGAUCUACAGGCCCACAAUAGCUGGCUUAUCUUCUUCCUCAGUAAACUAUGGCAAAACCAUCACUGUUCAGUUCACUGUUUCCAAUUACACUCCCCAGAAUAUUGGGUUCCAUUUGUAUGCCCCUUCCUUCACAACUCAUUCGUUUUCCAUGAACCAGAGGCUGCUCAUUCUGGCAUCAAGUGCUCCGAAAUCUGUGAGAGGAACGUACUAUGCAGUUGUGACGGCGCCUCCAAAUUCCGUUAUUGCGCCGGCGGGGUACUACAUUCUAUUUGUGGUUAACAACGGGAUUCCAAGCGUUGGCAAGUGGGUUCAUGUGUCUUAGAAGGCAUAUUCUCUUUGUUCUGGCGAAGCCAUAUAUAUAUUAUAUAGACGGAUGGGAAGUUUGGGAACUUGGUAUUGUUAGGCUUUAGUUCAGGGAACGGUCUGAGCACAAAAUAUACUCAUAUACCGCAUUGAAAUUCAAUUGGUAAUAAUCAAUACUCUGUAUGAUGUCAAAUAAAACUGCAGAUAGAGCUGGCCUGACAAUUCUUUAUGAAUAAAAUUUCUUGCCACUGCGUAUUCUAUUGUCUUCA